This is a messenger RNA of Chlorocebus sabaeus (green monkey), 321 nucleotides long. NCBI's taxonomy places the organism in Eukaryota, Metazoa, Chordata, Mammalia, Primates, Cercopithecidae. The record is from RefSeq and is a predicted model, not a curated record.
AUGGCAUCAGUUGUACCAGUGAAGGACGAGACGCUUCUGGAGGUCAAACUAGGGGAGCUGCCAAGGUGGAUCUUGAUGUGGGACUUCAGCCCUAAUGGCACUGCUGGAGCGUUUCGAAGAGGUUACUACUGGUACUACAACAAGUACAUCAACAUGAAGAAGGGGAGCAUCUCAGGGUUUACCACGGUGCUGGCAGCCUACAUGCUCUUCAUCUACUGCCUUUCCUACAAUGAGCUCAAGCACGAGUGGCUACGCAAGUACCCUGAAGAAGACACACUCUGUACUCCCCCAACAACCUUCUUGGCCAGAGCCCCUCCAUAA